Ostrea edulis (European flat oyster) is the source of this 2126-nucleotide messenger RNA. RefSeq names its product nascent polypeptide-associated complex subunit alpha-like. The record is from RefSeq and is a predicted model, not a curated record. NCBI's taxonomy places the organism in Eukaryota, Metazoa, Mollusca, Bivalvia, Ostreida, Ostreidae. The transcript is spliced from 6 exons. Bases 831 to 1508 code for a protein of 225 amino acids. Gene Ontology annotation, cellular component: nascent polypeptide-associated complex; cytoplasm. Gene Ontology annotation, biological process: protein targeting to membrane.
CAGUCGCCGAAAGCAGAAUAACUUCAGCAUGUGAGUAUCGACGACACAAUCUAACCGAAUCUUCCUCGAAUUCUUGUGUUCCAAAUCACGAAACAUGGCUAAAUGAAAUGAAGAUUAAUUUGUUUUUCUGUUGUUGACGUCCAUUUUUAUCGAAAUACUUCGCAUCUACUAAAUUUACUUCUUUAAAUGUGACAACAAAAACAUUUAUGCUUUAAAAAUAUAUAUAUACCAACGUAAAUGUGACUGUCGAAUAUUUUUUUAUACUCGUAGGUUUAGUUGAAAAUGUCAUGCCAGGUUUUGCCCAAUGUUUAUCAUUAAAUCUAUUCACAUUUUUGGGGAGGGGAGGGAUUUGAGAAAAUUGGUCGGUGUAUAGGCUUAUAGGAUAAUAUGUUUUACGGCGUGACCGUGUUUGAGGGCGAAGCAAAAAAGUUUUGGCAUUAGUAUCUAUAUCCAAAACAGGACAAAAAUAACCCGAAGUUAGCACGCGGACGGAGCUGUAUCAAAGCAUCCCAAUUUUGGACAUUUGAUCCGCCUAUAUAUUGAACGCGGGAAAUAUAACGCAAUCGAUGUAAACAGUACAUUGUGACGUCAUAUUCAGCGUCGUUAUUUAGCAAAUUUACAGCGUUUGAACCAAAACAAAAAACAUGGCGUUAAUCGUGGAGUGAUUAUAUAUGAUUAAGGAAAUAAGAUUUACAGGUUUUUACGGAUUUUAUGUAACAUCUCAGAACGACGUGAACUAGGGUAGACGAGAUUCAAAAUGGAAGAAUACAUGUCCACGCGGUAAUAUUCGAAUCGACGCCAUUGGUACCAAACUUUUCAAGUUCCAUAGUAUGCCAACCGAAGCAGUCGAGAAACCCAUCGACGACACCAAGCCCGAGGAGGCUUCAGGGUCAGGGACCGAGUCCGACAGCGAUGAUGACGUCCCUGAUCUGGAGGACGGAGAUAUGCAGCAACAGAGCCAGGUGGCUGCUGCAGCUGGUAUCCCAGAGGAACUGGUCAGCAAAGCUAAACAGAGUCGUAGUGAGAAGAAAGCCAGGAAAGCAAUGUCUAAACUGGGUUUAAAACAGAUUCAAGGAGUAACCAGAGUGACCAUAAGAAAAUCCAAGAACAUUUUAUUUGUCAUCAACCGACCAGAUGUGUACAAAAGCCCAGCAUCAGAUACCUACAUCGUGUUCGGUGAAGCUAAGAUUGAAGAUCUGAGUCAACAAGCCCAAAUGGCAGCUGCAGAAAAGUUUAAGACACCUGAGAAUCCCGCCGGCCUUGGAGGAGAGGUAUCCAGCACUGUAUCACAGCCCAUCCCUGAGGAGUCUGAGGAUGAAGGAGAGGUUGAUGAAUCAGGAGUGGAGAGUAAAGACAUUGAACUCGUCAUGUCCCAAGCUAACGUUUCCCGAUCAAAAGCUGUCAAAGCGCUUCGGAACAAUAGUAAUGACAUUGUCAAUGCGAUUAUGGUAAGUUUUAUUCAUAACGUAUUGUUACAGAAUAACAAGAUUUUACAAAAGCAUAGCUAGAAGUUGUUUACAGAGGGGUUGUAUGAAAGGCGAAGACAACAGGGACAAGAUCAUCGUCCUGAAGGAGGAAUAACACACAGGAGAAUCUGAUAUAAAUAGAAAGUGGAGGAUAUGAACAAUUGAAAUUGAAAACAUUCAAAUUCACCUUUAAUAUAUUUGAUUUUUCAACAAUUCAGGUUUAGUAGAAAAUAACUUAUGGGGGAAAAUGGGAAAAGUUCCUGCUAGACGUAAACCCACAAUCUACCGAUUAGCAGUUGACAGUCGAGAGUUACCCAGCUAGGCAUUUAGAUUUAAACAGGUCCAGUCCCAAGACUAUUUCUACCUACUUUUACCUGUUUUUGAAAAUACUGACAAAUGAUAAUUAGGGCGCAUCUUUUAAAUGGGGCAUUGUUUACUAUGGGCACUAUGACGAUGUGUUAUUCCUCUUUAAAUAAGACGCGUUUUUAAUUUGUCAUGACAACUGAAGACUAGGUGAGCGGUUUUUAAUAUCGGUUUUUAAUAUCGUUUUAACUUUUUCCUUUUUGUUUUACAGGAGCUGACUAUGUAGCGGCAGUUCUCUCCCCUGUUUUGUCUUAUGUGAUAUUUUGUUUCCUCUCUUCAAAUAAAAAUGACCUAGAA